AUGAAAUUCAGCUUUGCUCUAUUCUUCGCGGCUGUGGCAGUUGCAGACAGCCCAGCCAAGAGGGCCGGUACGAUCUCUGUUGCUGGCUCGCCCCCAGGGUUCGCAUCCGGAGUCACCGGAGGUGGAAAAGCGGCGCCAGUUUAUCCUACCGAUGUCAAGAAUCUAAUCGAGCUUCUGGGUUCUGAUGAUCCUCAGGUCAUCGUUAUCGACAAGACAUUCAACUUCAUCGGAACGGAAGGAACAACGAAGGGAACCAUUUGCAAGUCAUAUGGCGCCUUUGAAGACGGUUGCCAGUCCACGAUCGAUAUCGGAAAAGGGUGCGAUGGUAAACAGUCCGAGCAGUAUGAGUGGGAUACUGCUGCAGUCGAAGGAAUCCGUGUCCACUCAGACAAGACGAUCAUCGGAGUCGGAAACAAGGGCGUCCUCCUCGGCAAAGGCUUGAGAAUCGUCGAAGCCUCCAACAUCAUUAUCCAGAACAUCAUGAUCACCAACCUUAACCCACAGCUGGUCUGGGGUGGUGAUGCGAUCACACUCUCCAACACUUCUAAUGUCUGGGUUGACCAUGUUACGACUCAAUACGCUGGUCGUUGUCACUACGUCUUCGGUCAAGAAGCGAACGCUCAUGUUACUGUCUCCAACAGCUUCAUCAAUGGCGCAACCAAUUUCUCUACUUCGUGCGACGGACAACAAUACUGGGGAUUGGAACUUGUCGGGGCUGACGACCAGAUCACGUUUGCAAACAACUACGUAUACCGCACAUCGGGCCGCAGCCCUGCACUGAGCGGCAAGACUCUAUUCCAUGCCGUCAACAGCGUGUGGGAGGAUAACACCGGCCACGCACUCGAGGGCACCGAUGAUGGCCAAGGUCUCUUUGAAGGCUGUGUCUUUAACAAUGUCAAACAAAUUGUCGGGGAUUUCGUCGGCCAACUCUUUAGCUCCCCGGAUGCUACUGCAAACAAAGCAUGCUCCGCUGCGCUGAAGAGGGACUGCGUGUCGAAUAUUCAAGUUGAGAGUGGUCCUUUUACGAAUGCGGAUACCAAGUUCUUCUCUAACUUCGACGGUCUCACCGUCGCAACUGCAAGUGCAGCCUCGGCGGCCCAGGCAAGCGUCCCAACCACUGCCGGAAACACCCUUAACAAUGCCUAA
Molecule: messenger RNA, 1146 nt
Organism: Penicillium verrucosum
Lineage: Eukaryota; Fungi; Ascomycota; Eurotiomycetes; Eurotiales; Aspergillaceae
Product: polysaccharide lyase family 1 protein
Exons: 3
Coding region: 1-1146 (381 amino acids)
Molecular function (GO): pectate lyase activity
Source: RefSeq, a predicted model, not a curated record